This is a messenger RNA of Cydia strobilella, 992 nucleotides long. Its product is annotated as lysophospholipase-like protein 1. Gene Ontology annotation, cellular component: cytoplasm. The record is from RefSeq and is a predicted model, not a curated record. Bases 138 to 827 code for a protein of 229 amino acids. Gene Ontology annotation, biological process: protein depalmitoylation. Lineage: Eukaryota; Metazoa; Arthropoda; Insecta; Lepidoptera; Tortricidae. Gene Ontology annotation, molecular function: carboxylic ester hydrolase activity; palmitoyl-(protein) hydrolase activity. The transcript has 4 exons.
UCAAUGUCAAUGAAAUUCUUUGAGGUUAGAAUCGAAGAAUCUGUGAAAAUCUGAAAAUUACAACUAUAUUGUAUAUUAAUUCUCAGUUUAUUACUCAAACCUGUACAAAACGGUUCAUUAGAAUUAAUAAAAAAAACAUGUCUCGACUAGGUGCUUUGCACUUGACUAAACCCACAGGCCCCAAGCAUACGGCGACAGUAAUAUUUUUUCAUGGAUCUGGAGAUACAGGUGCAAACAUGAAGGAGUGGGUGAAUAUAAUGGCACGAAAUUUUACAUUUCCACACAUCAAGGUGAUGUUCCCAACGGCUCCGUUGCAACCUUACACUCCCAAUGAAGGUGCCAUGAGCAAUGUUUGGUUUGACCGUGCUAAUAUAUCUAUUAAUGCUCCUGAAAAACUUGAUUCAAUAUCUAGAAUAGAGGUAGAGGUUAAGGAUCUCAUCCAAAGAGAAAAUAAAUUAGGAAUACCUAGCAACAGAAUAAUUAUAGGUGGAUUUUCAAUGGGUGGCUCACUGUCAUUCCAUGCGGCUUAUAGGUGGGAAAGGAAUAUUGCCGGAGCCUUCGUGUUCAGCUCUUUUCUCAAUAAUGGCACAGUUGUGUACCAAGAGCUAAAAAAUGCAUCCAGCUCUCCAUUACCACCUCUGCUACAAUGCCAUGGUGACAACGACGACGUGGUGCCACUGGAGUGGGGCCAAACUACUUACAACCAAUUGAAAACACUCGGAGCUCCAAUACAGUUUCACGUUUUGGAGAGGCUGGGACAUCAAAUCAAUAAACGGGGACUUAAUCUCAUAAGGGAUUUCAUUGAGAAACAUCUGCCUGAUGUCUGAUAGUGAUAUCACGAUAAUGAACAUUUUUUAAGCAUUUUUGUAAACUACCUACAUACAUAGGUAUACAUUCGAUGCAAGACUAGUAAAAUGUAAAAUACCAAUGAACUUUAAAAAAAAGUACGUAGUUAACUAAUGGGUUUUGAGACGGAUAGACCAAAUAGUUGU